AUGGCAGUUCAUAAAAUUAUUAUCGUCGUUUCGACAUUCCUCGUUCAGGCUGUUUUCGGUCAAGAUUACAUCGGUAACACUUUUGUGGAGAAUAUCGUCUUGGGAAACUCCGGGGCAAAUGGCAUUAACGUGCUUAACUCCGGAAUCAGCUCCUAUGGAGUUGCCAAUACCGGCAUUGGCAACGCCGGUUUGAUUAACGCAGGAUAUGGAAGCGGUAUCGGUUUGAUUGGCACAGGUCUUGGCAGCGGCGUCGGUCUGGUCGGAGGUAACGCAGGUGUCGUUAAUGCUGGAUUGAAUGGCGUUACCUUCAACCUUAAUGGCCUUACCGUUGGUUCGAGCAGCCCUCUGAUCGUCACUAACAUCUCCCCCAUCGGUCCCAGUGGUCUCGCUGUGGCGUCAGAGAACGUGAUCGACGGCACCUUGUUGGUGAGCGGCUCUCUGCCUUUCCUCAGCGCGGUGGCGUUUGAGGGCACGCUGCCAACAGCUGGAUCUGGUAUAGCCACGUGUGGUUGCGGUAAUGGCGCUGUCGGAAUCAUCAACGUUUGA
This is a messenger RNA of Diatraea saccharalis (sugarcane borer), 546 nucleotides long. NCBI's taxonomy places the organism in Eukaryota, Metazoa, Arthropoda, Insecta, Lepidoptera, Crambidae. The record is from the annotation of a GenBank genome assembly.